AGCACAGCUUAAACUCCCUUAUCGCUCUAGAAAUGCCCUGCUACCGGCGACGUGAUAGUGAUUGGUCGCGCAGCCAAGCUUCACCCUCUCAACCAAUUUAUUAGUUAUUUUAUGUAGCUUACAACGUAGCGCACGCAUUUCUUUACUAGGUGGUAUUCAAUCCCACGAUACUUUCGGCUGCCACUCAAGCGCCCUCAAGGUCCGUGGUUAGACCUCAUUCGUUGGCAUGAGAAGGUCAGCUCCCUCUUUUUUGUUGGCCUCUAAUUUUGGUCCGACGCGACGAAUAAUAGUAUCCUCUGUCCGCUUGACGCGAUGGCAUCGGCGUCCCCAACAUACUGCGGGCGGUAGUCACCCUCCCAUAACCACCGAAAUAUCCGGUCAAUUCACAACUCCCAUCGAAGACUCCGGUCCGAAAUUACCGUUCCGCUUCGAAACGGGCUUUGCGCUGUUCGCAAAACGAGCACCGAGACCGUUCCCCCCACCGUUCCUAUCCCCUCCCUCGGGUUCGUUUUCGGACCCCCUUAGUACCCACCACCAGAGUCGCGACAAACGAGCUUUUGUGGACGGUGAACUCAUCCAGGGCUGGACGAACGGGGAUGAUGCUGUAUAUGCGAGUGAUUAUUUCAUAUGCGCCAAUGACGGGGUUGGUGCCUGGUCAGCUCGGCCAAGAGGCCAUGCAGGUCUGUGGUCGAGGUUGAUACUGCACUUCUGGGUGGCGGCGAUGCAAGAAGAUAUUGCGAAAUCGCGACCGCCAGACCAACCGUAUCAUCCUGAUCCUAUACACUACUUGCAACAAGCUUACGAGCGUACGAUCGAAGCCACAUCUGGACCGAAUGAUUGUCUGGGGACUACAACAGCGAGCGGGGCGCAACUCUUCUACAAAGGUGACACCAACAGCACGGCAUCAUCCCUGUCGCCCCUCUUAUAUGUCACGAAUAUUGGCGACUCCCAGGUCAUGGUUGUGCGGCCGAAAGCUCGGGAGAUGGUUUAUAAAUCGAAAGAACAAUGGCAUUGGUUCGACUGCCCGAGACAACUCGGAACCAACAGCCCCGACACACCAAAUAACAAUGCAGUUAUGGAUACGGUAGAUCUGAAAGAAGGCGAUGUCGUGUUAGCUAUGUCAGACGGUGUAAUUGAUAACCUCUGGUCACACGAGAUUGUCGAGAAUGUGUCUGAAAGCGUCGAGCGCUGGGAGGCAGGGGAAGGAGGUCAAGCCAGUGGUCCUCGGAAGGACGGGGCCAAUGGCGGGAUGACGUUCGUCGCCCAGGAACUUGUCAAUGCUGCGAAACAGAUUGCAACAGACCCUUUUGCAGAAAGCCCCUUUAUGGAGCGUGCUAUCGAGGAAGGCUUGGCAAGUGAAGGAGGGAAACUUGACGAUAUUAGUGUCGUAGCGGCCUUGUGCCAGCGGAAUACAACAUAAUAAAUCCGGCACUGUGCUAUAUACAAGGCACACUACCUGCAUCUAUAUAUAGGAUGCCAAUAUUCACAAGGCUUUUCAGGCGGUGAAGGCCAAUUUAUGUAUCACUACCUAGAUACUGAGGACGCCCCCAAUCAUUUCCAACGAUGGUUGGUGGCACAAGAUAGAUAUCGAGAUGGGAUUGGCGUUGCAUUAUUCACGUUCUUGUUAGAUCUACAAUUAUAGAUUACCCGUUAGGUAUAAAUGGCGAUUGGACACAUUGGCAGUGGCAUUGGCAAGGCGUUUAGGAGGAAUUUUAUUAACGAAAGAAAGACAUCGCGACACACGAAAGAUUGUCGGAUGAGGGCUUCAUCAGGAUGUAGCUUGAUAAUGAAAAAGUACUGUACAUCGGUAACUGCACUGUAAAUUGGAUUUGCUUAGUGGGGCACUGCUGUUAAACCCGCUAAAUUUUAGAGUGUUGACAGGGGUCGGAAGCUUAAUUCUUAUCGCUAUCCUUAUCAGUAGCAUUUGAUACAGAAGAAUUUCUAAAAAUCAAAC
Messenger RNA from Hypoxylon trugodes, 1954 nucleotides. RefSeq names its product phosphatase 2C-like domain-containing protein. The record is from RefSeq and is a predicted model, not a curated record. The transcript has 3 exons. NCBI's taxonomy places the organism in Eukaryota, Fungi, Ascomycota, Sordariomycetes, Xylariales, Hypoxylaceae. The coding region runs from base 227 to 1420 and encodes 397 amino acids.